CUCGUACUGUAGCUUGUGUGUCGCGCGCUCACAGCAGCCAAACAUAUAACGGUCCGCACUCCAGACACUGCACUGCAUCUGUCAAAAAGCCACUAAUCUGUCAAUCAGAAGCUGCAUCAUGGGAAGAAAAACAUAAGAUAAAAGGAGGAGUUUGGUAGUAAUACACACCAUGGCUGCCCAUCGCAUUCGAUCAGCGAACAACAACACUGUGCUUCCUCGCUGCAGAUCUGAAGGCGCACUAAUUGAUAUCAAUGAAGGCGUGUCAGAGGCCACCCUCACAGAUGUCAAAGUCCCUUCGCCUAGUUCUUUACGGCUGAAUGCUACUGCCUCAUUUGGAGCUGCCAGGGAAGUGAUUGCCAUUAAGGAUUACUGCCCAUCCAGUUUUACCACUCUCAAGUUCUCAAAAGGAGACUGUCUUUAUGUCAUAGACACAUCAGGUGGAGAGUGGUGGUAUGCACACAACAGCAAAGAGAUGGGGUACAUCCCAGCUGCCUAUGUCCAGCCGAUCAAUUAUCGAGACUCCUCAUUCAGCGACAGCGGCAUGAUUGACAGCAUAUGUGACAUUUCUGAGGGAGUGAAAGAAAUGGACAUCUCAGGGGACUGGACGGUGUCCUCCAAAACCACCAAAUUUAGAAAUGAAAAUCCUUUUGUUAAUAAACGCAUGUCAAAUAACCCAUUCUUGAACAGCACACUGCAAGACACCCCUGACCAAAACAGCAACCAAAAUUCAGCAAAUACCUUUUGCUUUAAUCAUUUCUCACCUCCCAUCUCAAACACCAGCAGCACUGUUAAUAUUAAUGGCUUUGAAAAUGGGCUGCUUGACACAAACAGUUUUAGCCUGAGCUCAGGGAUUGGUGUGGAUCUUCGUCGAGACAAUCCAUUUUUUAAGAACAAGCGCUGCUACAGCAUGUCAGAGCUGUCUGUCCUGCAGUCCCUGUCUGAUGGAAAUCAAGGUUCCUUGAGCUAUUUUGGCAGCAUGAAGUCACCUAAACCUGAGCAUUUUCAAAGUAGAGAGGACUUCAAAACCGCGUGGCUAAAUCAUCGUAAAUUUACGAGAUCCUGCCAUGACCUGGACUCAAUUGGACAAAACCCAGGAUGGGGGCAAACCCAACCAAUAGAGACGAACAUAGUCUGCAAACUGGACAGCUCUGGUGGAGCUGUGCAGCUACCAAAUACCAGUAUCAGCAUACAUAUCCCUGAGGGUCAUGUUGCACCAGGAGAGACUCAACAGAUAUCUCUGAAGGCCCUUCUGGACCCACCGUUGGAGCUUAACAAUGAUAGAUGCACUACUGUGAGUCCAAUGGUAGAAAUAAAACUCAGUAACAUGGAAACCAAGACCCCAGUCACUUUAGAGAUGAAGGUGUCUGUUGUGGUGAAGAUAGAGAGCCGCAGAACGGCAGAGGUAGUAUGCAUAAGAAGCGACUGUAAAGAAGGUCCAUACAUCCCAAUACCACAUGCAUACAUGUAUGGGGACACAGUACAAGUGACCCUGGACAAUUUAGAGCCUUGCAUGUAUGUCUCUGUGGUGGCCCAGGCACAAACAGUGGCUCCUUACCACACAGUCUGGGAACAUGUUGUAAAAAAGGUCACUCUUGGGGUGUAUGGCCCAAAACACAUCCAUCCGUCUUUCAAGACAGUGGUGGCCAUUUUUGGCCAUGACUGUGCCCCAAAGACAUUGCUUGUGAGUGAUGUCAAAAAACACUCACAGUCAACUACACCUGUGGUCCUCCAGCUCUGGGGAAAGCACCAGUUUGUAAUGGCAAAACCUCAAGACCUUCAGGUUGGCAUGUAUUCAAACAUGUCCAAUUUUGAAAUAAGAGCCAACGAACAGGCCAAGACCGUCAGGGGGUUUCAAAUCAAACUUGGCAAAGUGGCUCGCCUUGUCUUCAUGAUCGCAGCCCGCGAUUCUACAGACAUUUCAGACUUUACAUUGCGAAUACAAGUCAAGGAUGACCAAGACUGUAUUCUGGCCCAGUUUUGUGUUCAAACCCCAACCCCACUACCAAAAACAAGCACAAGAAGCUCCGUUCAAAGGCGCUUUCUAAAGAAAAAGGAAGUGAACAAAAUUGUACUGUCUCCUCUUGCAGCAACCACAAAGUAUCCCCUAUUUCAGGACAGAUUAGUCAAAAACUUGAAAUUUGCUAAAUUGCUGAAAACAGUCGUAAGACAGUCCAAAAGCCUGUAUUUGCUAGAGUAUCUUAAAGGUGACGUAAUGACUAUUGUAAGUGAGGAAAAAAUCAAACUUAAAGGACAUCUAUGGACAAAGGAAUGGUAUAUCGGAUACUACCAUGGAAGAAUUGGAUUGGUCCAUGCAAAAAACAUUCUUAUCAUGGGAAAAGUGAAACCUGUUAAUUACAAAGGGUCUGAUCUUACGACUACAGUGCUGUUAGAGCAGAUCCUGAAGCCCUGCAUGUGUCUGACGUACAUAUAUGCAUCGGUUCGGACAAUACUGAUGGAAAAUGUGGCAAGUUGGAGAGGAUUCGCUGAUGCUUUGGGCUACGUCAACUUGCCUUUGACACAUUUCUGCCGGACGGAGCCAGACAGUGAGCCAGAAAAGGUAGCUUGUGUUCUUGAGAAGCUUAAGGAAGACUGCAAUGCAGCUGAGGGCAAGGAGAGGAAGUCUUUUCAGAAGGAGCUCAUGAAGGCUCUUCUGAAGAUGGACUGUCAGGGUCUGGUGGCUCGGCUGGUCAUGGACUUUGUGCUGUUGACCACUGCCGUAGAAGUGGCGGGUCGCUGGAGAGAACUGGCAGAGAAGCUGGCUAAAGUUUCCCGGCAGCAGAUGGAAGCCUAUGAAGCUCCACACAGAGACAGCAGAGGACAGCUGGACAGUGAGGCCAUGUGGAAACCCGCAUAUGACUUCCUGGUGACAUGGGCAGCCCAGAUUGGGGACAGCUACAGGGAUGUGAUUCAGGAGCUUCACACUGGACUGGACAAAAUGAAGAACCCCAUCACCAAACGCUGGAGACACAUCACUGGCUCCCUCAUUCUCGUCUACUGUCUGGAUCUCCUGCGGAGCUCCGCCUUCAGCCCAUCCCCUCAGGAUGACUGUGCCAUAUAAAGACUUCCUCCACCAUCUGACUCUUACAAGACCUACAAGCACCUGGGACUUUUACUUUGUACAUUGGCUUUAUUUUUUGGCGUUGUUGUUGCACAACAUUGCACACUAAACACUUGAAUUUUUAUAAAUGUCUUGUAUAAUAAUAUACGAUUGUUCACUUUUUUUUUUAAUUGCUCAUUGCUACUUGUGAAUUUGUAAAUUUUGUACAAAAGGCACAUGUUUAUGUUAUUGUUUUCCACUAAUUCUCAUAAGAUAUAUAUCAAAGAACAAUUUUAGAAAUCUUACACUAUACAUGAUAAUAUAAUGCUUUGUGUUUUUCUGUGUUGUUUUUGAGAUAUCAAAUACACUGCAUGAUAAACUACCUGUUUCACUUUGCUAC
Danio aesculapii is the source of this 3437-nucleotide messenger RNA. It is a transcript of the gene sh3bp4, whose product is annotated as SH3-domain binding protein 4. Gene Ontology annotation, molecular function: protein binding. Gene Ontology annotation, cellular component: cytoplasm. The transcript has 5 exons. The coding region runs from base 170 to 3058 and encodes 962 amino acids. The record is from RefSeq and is a predicted model, not a curated record. Lineage: Eukaryota; Metazoa; Chordata; Actinopteri; Cypriniformes; Danionidae.